Messenger RNA from Ogataea angusta, 942 nucleotides. RefSeq lists its product as uncharacterized. The transcript has a single exon. Gene Ontology annotation, molecular function: protein serine/threonine kinase activity. The record is from RefSeq and is a predicted model, not a curated record. The coding region runs from base 1 to 942 and encodes 313 amino acids. NCBI's taxonomy places the organism in Eukaryota, Fungi, Ascomycota, Pichiomycetes, Pichiales, Pichiaceae. Gene Ontology annotation, biological process: positive regulation of Ras protein signal transduction; protein phosphorylation.
AUGGCUAUCGAAUCUCUAAUCAACAAGCUAGGGUCACCAAAAAAGGCAAAUAGAACAUCCAGCUCACCCAGAAGACAAACUCAAAAUGUCCCUAUCGGAGAACAGUAUCACAUUAUUGAUUACUCGGUGAAUAUAUUCAGCCCCAUUCCGGGAUUUGAAUCUUUAAACCUGGAUGAUCUUGACUUAGAAUCAAAUUUAGAAGACGAUGAUGACGACAGAAACAUGGAGAUUCUCAUGGGUUGUAUAAAGUUUGUGAUAAGAAUCAAAUUUGAUUUCCUUUCCAAGUCGAAGCUAUCUUCUAAGACGAAGGCAAAGCUUUCCGCCCUUAGAUCAUCUUACCCUAAUGUUGUCGCACUCAAUCAGUUAUAUACAGUCCUACCGAACAUGGAGACGUUCGUUGAUUCCCGUGUGGAAAAGUUGGCUAUUAUGGGGCGUUUAAAGCUCAUUUCGCAUCCGCAGGAGAACGUCCGCUAUAUUAUUCUUACUGAAGAUUUGAAAGAAUUAAUUGAGCAACAUACGAAAUCCGAUCAGAUCAGCUCCCGCUUUAUGAGCUUGCUACAUAAUUAUCCCAAUGUUGAGGCUAUUCCCGCUACGCUACUCUCGAGACAUGGCCUCAAUCCAAGACCCUUGAUAGAUUCGGGCUUCUUAACUUUUUCGUCUAUGAAUGAGUGGUUCACUCUGACUCUUCCAAACCUUGGACCUUUUUGGAGACUAGUGAAAGGCUCAAAUAUGGCCAUCUACAAAAUAAUAAAGACAACAAAGUUUGAACAGAUACUGGAAGACGACUUAAGAAUGAAGUACGAGGCUAAUCAGAGCAACUUCGUCAAAUACAACGGGCUAAACAUGAUUUGGAGUCUAAGUGUAAUGACCGGGCGAGGAAUUGUGGAAUGUUUCAACUCACCUACGGGACGUGUAUAUAAAUUGACAGGAAAGAAAAUGUAA